GUUCUAAGCAGCUGAGGAUGCCCAGGCAGUGAACGCGCAGCCCUGGGACCAAGUGUUACAUGCAACUCAAACCCCGUCGUCGGCGUUUUAUUGCGCGAGGAUUCGCUCUCGACUUCCGUCCAAGGGAUUGACUCUUCAUUUUUUCUCCACCACCUCCUCCUCUCCGAUGUGCAUGACGCCUGCUUGAGCAUCCUCAAGUCACCGCUGAGUGGAGGCUUUGAAAAAAUAAAACAAGUGGAAUAACCUGAAGAGAACAGGAGUCAUAAAUAAAAGACAAUGACAUUUGCGAGCGUCAGAGCAGUCGCGUGAGGCAGACGAGGACGUGAAGACGAAGAGGACCUCCGACGAUGGGGCGUGGUCAGAGGCUCGCUGCAUUUCUCCUGGACUCUUCGGUUGCCUCCAUCUCUCGGCAGGAGGGUCAACCUUGAAACGGAAGCGGCUCGUUUCCCCUGCCGGAGGAUCUCCGCCAAACGGUGAUGUGAUGAAUAAGUUUGAAGUCCUUGGCAUUGUGGGUGAAGGCGCAUAUGGAGUGGUGCUCAAGUGCAGACAUAAGGAAACCAAUGAGCUGGUGGCUAUCAAGAAGUUCAAAGACAGCGAAGAAAAUGAGGAGGUUAAGGAGACGACCCUUCGGGAGCUGAAGAUGCUUCGCACGCUGAAGCAGGACAACAUCGUUGAGCUGAAGGAAGCCUUUCGCCGCAGGGGGAAGCUCUACCUCGUCUUUGAAUACGUAGAGAGGAACAUGCUGGAGCUGUUGGAGGAACUUCCUAACGGUGCAGCGCCAGAUAAAGUGCGAAGUUACAUCUACCAGCUUAUCAAGGCCAUCAACUGGUGUCACAAGAAUGAGAUCGUGCACAGAGAUAUCAAACCAGAGAACCUGCUCAUCAGCUCCGAGGAUGUCCUCAAGCUCUGUGACUUUGGUUUUGCACGUAACCUGUCUGAAGGCACCGACGCCAACUACACCGAGUACGUGGCCACGAGGUGGUACCGUUCACCUGAGCUGCUGCUCGGGGCUCCUUAUGGCAAGGCGGUGGACAUGUGGUCAGUGGGGUGCAUCCUCGGGGAGCUGAGUGACGGGCAGCCCUUGUUUCCAGGCGAAAGCGAGAUUGAUCAGUUAUUCACUAUUCAGAAGGUCCUUGGACCGCUUCCUGCUGAGCAGAUGAAACUCUUCUACAACAACCCUCGGUUUCACGGAAUCAGGUUUCCCUCAGUUACUCAUCCUCAGACAUUGGAGAGAAGGUACCAAGGCAUUUUAAGCGGCUUGAUGUUGGAUCUUAUGAAGAACCUGCUGCUUCUCAACCCUACCGAGCGCUAUCUGACUGAGCAGAGUCUGAAUCAUCCAGCCUUCCAGCCUCUGAGGCAGGUGGAGAGAGAGAGGCCUUCGCCUGCCUCGCCCAACCCUCCACGCUCCUCCAAGAGGAAAACACACCAUCAUGGAGAGAACACAGUCCCUACAAGGAGUCAUACCAAAAGCUCAAGCCAACGGCGCUCCAACAGCAAAGAAUGUUCAAGUCUCCCACGUCAUGGAGACCUCCAUCACCUCGGCAACGAGAAUUUCCUGAAUGGUAACAAACCCCCGUCGAGUUUAAGUCCGACACUUCAUCCCAAGAGUCAGUACCUGUCCCAGACCCUCAAUCGCUCUGCCUCGUCCAGCAAAGAUCUAGUGAAUAACAACCUGCCGCACCUCCUCAGUCCCAAAGAAGUCAAAAACAAAUCUGAGUUCGAUUUCAAUUUGGGACCCUCGCCCAAGUUGCCAGACCAAGGACACGGUGCAAAGUAUGGCCCCAGCAAGCCCAGCGGCUCCUCUCGCUCUCAGCAGCAGCAGCAACAACAACAACAGCAGCAAGGUGGGCGCCACACCUUCUUGGAAAGCAAGACCAACACCAUGCAGUCAGGAGGAGACAAACAACACGGCAGACACUCCCACAGCGUGGCCGACUCAGCCCACGGAUCCAUGUCGUCGUCGUCCAAAAGCUCAGCCUCUUAUCUCAGCCUGUCCAAAAGCCACAGCGCUCUGAGCGAUGCCAAAUCCGUAGGGAACCUCAGCGACGGUCGACUUCACCCUGAUGACCCAAACUCCAAUACAACAGCAGCGGCGGGGCCCAGCGCCCGUUUCUUCCCUACGAGCUGUCUAGACCUCAACGCCCCAUCAGCGGCCCAGGGGCCACCCGGCAGCCCCUCGGCACGACACAGUGAUCACUCCGGGCACAGCCCCGCAUCCCGUAGCAGCAGCAAUGUCCGCAUGGAGAGCAGUACACUCGACUCCUCCUCCAGGCACAAGUCUAGACAAAAAUAUCUGGCUCCAGAGGAGGCGAAAGCUCCAGAGCUCUUAGACCCAGGGGGCGCAGGGAUGCCCUCCACCCACACGCUGCCCUCCCCGCAUGAUUCGUACCAUUAUGGCCUGGGUUACUCGUCCCCCUUCUCCUCUCAGCAACGGCCUCAACGCCACUCCAUGUACGUGAGGAGAGAGCGCCACCGACCUCAUGCCGUAGAAGCCGGGAUGGCGGGCUUGCCCACUCCGGGUCAGGCGAUACCAACGCGAGCCUCUAGUCUGCAGCUCCUUUCUCCGCAACUGCAGCACAGGACUACCCUCACCGGACACUCAGUGAGCUCCUCCAGGGAGGACUGCACGGAUGGCAUGAGCAGGAGUGAGCAGCCCCCUAAAGACAUGAGCCACCCUUGUGCCCCCAUCAAAGAUUCCACGAGGGACAACACUGCUGCUUUUCAUACUCAGCGACCGCCGAAAAAUGAGGUCGGUAUGUACCAUGACCCUCAUGGAGAGGAUGGAGUGUCCUCCAAAGAGAACCGAAUGAUCUUCACUGAGUCCAUGCCUCGAAGAGUUGGCAGUUUUUACAGAGUACCGUCCCCCAGACCGGAUAACUCCUCGUCUUUCCAUGAUGGUGUCGGGCAGGGUCGAGGACCAGUCGUACCCGUUGUCCCUGGCAACCCUGUUUCCAUGGCCAACCACUCCAAACGCCAGACUGCCUUUGACUGGAGCGCUGCAGAAGCAAUGGUGAUGAAUCCUCCAGAGCCCGCCAAAGAGAAGGAAAAACAAGGCUUCUUCAGAGCCAUUAAAAAGAAAAAGAAGAAGGCACAAAUAACAGACAUGGCAGACGGGAGGAACCCCAGUAUCAGGAAAAGCCUUUUCCCUCUCUUCAGCUCCAAGAACAGCUUAAAGCACAACUCAGCUGUCAAAGUCCUUCCGGUGGUGCCCUCACCCAUGCUACAACAGCAGGCUCCUCCACCACCAUAUCCUGCUACAACAGGACCUGGGAAUGCUCCAGAGCAUUUGUCCCAGCAGAGGGGCACCAAGUCAUCCUCGCACCACGGAAGCCGCCGGAAAAACCGAGAGCGAUCCCGAGACAGAGACCGGGAACGGGAGCAGAGCCGAGAACGCGACAGGGACAGAGAGAGGGAAAGAGGAAGGGAGAGAGUGACUGAGUGGCCAACAGAAAAAACAGUGGACUCACACACUCAGAGCCAACCGCUGAAGUCCCUUCGCAGGCUCCUUCACCUCUCCCCUUCUCCAAACCAAGGCCCGCCUCCUCCUCCUCCUCCUCCUCCCGCAGACCUGCGCUUCCAGCCCCCUCUCCCCAACCCCCCUCAGCCCUCCUCCAAAGCCGUCUACCCCGAGGGCCGAGGGCACGCCGAGAGCCGGGGCCACUCGGGGGCGAGCGGCUCGUCCCAGGCCAAGAGCCGCAAGGCCAGCUACCCGCUCCCGGGCCAGCUGGAGUCCGCCUGGCACGUGUCGGCCUUGCAGCGGGCCGAGGGCGCGCAGUUCACGGCCGAACAGCUGGGCAUCAAACCGGGGCAAAACGGACCCAUCUUUACCCGUGCCUCCCGCGCCAGAAUGCCAAACCUCAAUGACCUGAAGGAGACGGCGCUCUAAAGGCCCACCUCAAACCGUACCACCUCCGCUACGGCUCAUCUGGGACCCACCUGCCGGAUGGACGAGGGCGCCGUCUGACUUUAGUUGCAGUUUACAUGAAAGCUUCUUGCACUCAUCCCGCCUGGUGACCUGUGACGAACACCUGAUGUGGACACGCCACAAACGAGCACUUGCAAGGGGGUCCAGCCUUUGGAAAGCAGUUUGAACAUUUAGUCGAUCGUCUUGAUAUCCAGUAUAAGGUUCAUGUACUAGUACUCGCUUUCUUCUCAGUAGUAAUUGUCUUACUACUGAGAAGCACACUAGUAGAACGACUAGGGCCCACGACCAGAACAUCUGUGUCUUACUAGUCGUGAUUUUUUCCACUACUGUACAACAUUACCGCACCAGUAGGGCAACUACCCCCACAUGUUGCUGGUGGCCAAACUACUAGUUGGUAUUUUGCUGCUAUUAGUACUACAACUGAAACGCUAGAAAUGUAGAAUGUCAAAAGUAGUGCUAGUACCUCACCAGUGUCCACUACUGCAAGGUUUUAACUCACUAGUAACAUGUUGUUGUCCUACUAGUGAGGACCAAGAGCAAACUAGUACACGGACCUCAAGCUGAAUAUCAAGGAAGCAUUUAUUUUAUAUCCUUGUUAUCCAGCUUUGUCCUCACUAGUAAGAUAAGUCAGCGCUAGUCGUGUUACUAGUGCGGCCUCCAAGAACAACCGUGUCUUACUAGUAAUCUUUUCUUUUCCACUAUUGUAUGACUAGUGAGGCAAAACUAAUGAUGGGCAUUUUGUUACCAGUAGAGUCCAGGACGCUAAUAGUGUGUGACACAUGCCUACUUGUUGGGCCUAGUAGUGUUACUCGUGCAGCACAGUAGUUUACUAGUAAGGUUUGAAUGUGCACUCGUAGGCCAAAAGUGUCUUUCAUCGUGGGGGAAAAAAAUAAGAAUUUAAGUAGGACACAUUUCUGCAAGUGUGCUGAAUUGUCGUACUAGUGAGGACAAAGAGCGUACUGGUACAUGGAUCUGAAGCUGGAUAUCUAGCACAUGGAAUACAUGCUUAA
This is a messenger RNA of Phyllopteryx taeniolatus (common seadragon), 4935 nucleotides long. RefSeq names its product cyclin dependent kinase like 5 (gene cdkl5). Bases 482 to 3886 code for a protein of 1134 amino acids. The record is from RefSeq and is a predicted model, not a curated record. The transcript is spliced from 22 exons. Gene Ontology annotation, cellular component: nucleus; dendrite cytoplasm. Lineage: Eukaryota; Metazoa; Chordata; Actinopteri; Syngnathiformes; Syngnathidae. Gene Ontology annotation, molecular function: ATP binding; protein kinase activity. Gene Ontology annotation, biological process: protein phosphorylation; positive regulation of axon extension; regulation of dendrite development.